Molecule: messenger RNA, 2370 nt
Organism: Corvus hawaiiensis (hawaiian crow)
Lineage: Eukaryota; Metazoa; Chordata; Aves; Passeriformes; Corvidae
Product: ectonucleoside triphosphate diphosphohydrolase 8-like
Exons: 9
Coding region: 194-1684 (496 amino acids)
Biological process (GO): nucleoside diphosphate catabolic process
Cellular component (GO): plasma membrane
Molecular function (GO): UDP phosphatase activity; GDP phosphatase activity
Source: RefSeq, a predicted model, not a curated record
CCAGCUCCCUGUAUUUUACCCUAAUAUUGCUUUUCCCAGGAGAAGAUCUGAUUGCUCACCGGGGUUUCUCAGUGGCACAGCUUGAGACAGCGUCAGCUUUCAGAGUGGAUCUCCUUGCAGCUCUCACUGACACCGCUGCUCCCAGGUGUCCAACCUUCCUCCCGUGUUUGGGUUUCCAGGAGCCUUCACCCCAAUGCUGGCUAAGAAGAAGCCCUUCACCAGUGCCAUCGUCGGGGCGCUGGUGGCACUCUCCAUCAUCGCCCUGGUUCUCAGCCUGGUGAGGGUUGAAGAUGUCACGCUGCCACCCACGGUCAAGUAUGGGAUGGUGUUUGAUGCGGGCUCAUCCCACACCUCCCUGUUUGUCUACGAGUGGGAUUCAGACAAGGAGAACGACACGGGAGUGGUCAGCCAGACCCUGUCCUGCGAUGUGCAGGGGCAAGGCAUAUCAAGCUAUGCCAGCAAUCCCCCUGAGGCUGGCAAUUCCUUAAGGGAGUGCCUGGAUAAAGCCCUGCAGGUUGUUCCUGCUGAGAAGCAGAGGGAUGUCCCCGCCUACCUCGGAGCAACGGCUGGCAUGAGGCUACUGAGGGAACAGAACAGCUCAGCAGCAGAGCAAGUCCUGGCCGAGGUUGCUAAAACCAUGCAGGAGUACCCUGUGGCUUUCAAAGGGGCUCGAAUCCUUACAGGAGAGGAGGAGGGGGCUUAUGGCUGGAUCACCAUCAACUACCUGCUGGACUCCUUCACCAAGUACUCCCCCAGAGCACACGCGUGGCUUCGUCCGGAGGCAGCCAACAUUUUUGGGGCACUGGACCUUGGAGGAGCAUCCACUCAAAUCAGCUUUAUGCCCGAAGGUUCAGCAAUGAGCCAGAAUGAAGCUUCUGAGUUCACCCUGUAUGGGUACAGCUACAACAUCUACACCCACAGCUACCUCUGCUACGGGCAGAACGAGAUGCUGAAGCGGCUGGCGAAGGAAUUAAUUGUGGAGUCGUUCCCCAGCACACGAGUCCACCACCCCUGCUACCCAAAGGGCUACAACGAGACCGUCUCGGUGUCCUCCUUCCACGCCAGCCCCUGCACCGAGGGCAGCCACCCGCGCCUGCCCCUGGGCGACAGCAGCGUCACCCUGGAGGGCAGGGGCAACGCCAGCGGGUGCCUGGCAGCCCUCAGGAAGCUGUUCAACUUCUCGGCGUGUGGCCAGAGCCAGGACUGCACCUUCGACGGUGUCUACCAGCCCCCGCUGCGGGGGCAGUUCAUUGCCUUCUCUGCCUUUUACUAUAACUUCAAGUUCCUGAACCUGACGGAGGGGCAGCCGCUGGCCGUGGUCAGAGAGGCCAUCGAGGGGCUCUGCACCAGGAGCUGGGAGGAUCUGUCUUCCAGCUACCCCAAAGAGAAUCCCAAGCGACUGCCUAAAUACUGUGCCAACGCCAACUACAUCCUCACACUCCUGCUCAAUGCGUACAAGUUCAACGAGACCAGCUGGAACAACAUCUUCUUCCAGAUGAAGGCGGGGAGCUCCGACGUGGGCUGGACGCUGGGGUACAUGCUGAACCUCACCAACAUGGUCCCGGCCGAGGCUCCAGCCAGGGUGAAGGGGCACAGGCCUUCCCUGUGGGCUGCGGCCGUCAUCUUCAUCAUCCUCACCCUCGUCUUGGGGCUCGCUGCCCUGCUCCUGCUGCUGUGGGUGUAGGAGCCUGGCCGUGUCUGGGAGCCCAGCGGGAUCAGACCAGGGCUGCAGGGCCGUGCUGGAGUCCCCAGUGCAGGACUGGCAGCCUGGGGCUGGCUCUGUGCUGCUGAGCACAUUCACCUCUACAGCUCCAGAGCACUGGGGUCUGCUUUUCCAUGGGGCUGGCCCCCAGCACGCAGACAGGCACUCUCUGAGGUUUCCAGAGGAGCUCCACUCCCAUGGACACCCAAUGGGAUCAGCCUGCAGAAGCCUCAGCCAAGCCUGUGUGCCUCCUGUCACCGCUCUGCGUGUCACAGACACGGCUCCAUCCCACCGGCCUGGCCGUGGGGCUGUGGAGAGCCAGCCUGGCCGUGGGGCAGUGCCCCAGUGCCAGCCUGGUGGGGCACAGUGCAGGCACCUGGGGACAGGGGGCUCCAUGCAGUGCCGGUGUGACCACGGUCACCAACAGCCAGGCGGGUCCCUGCCAGCCUGAGGGACGCUCUGGGGUCCCUGUGGGGCUGAUGUGGAGAUGGGCUUGGAGAGAGAAGGAAAACUGAGCACCCAAAGUCAGAAGUGUGGUCCACGCCCCUCCAGAGAGUCCAUCUCAUCUCAUCAUCUCAUCAGCUUGUCAUGUCAUCUCAUCCCAUCAUCACAUCUCACCCCUCACCUCAUCAUCUUCCUUUUCGCCUGGAAUAAAGGGAUUGAAGCUC